UUUAUGUGGCUGCGUCUGUAAUUUUGCCACCCAGAAAAUACUCACCUUUUUAUAACUGAACGACACAGUUGGCUUCUUCCGUUCAGCCUCCCAUCUUUCCUUCGAUUCCUCUUCUCAGACGAUGGUGAAAAUCCAGAAACCCAAAAAACAAAAACUCAGCAAUAAAAAAAUUAAAAAAACCAUCAAAAAAAAAAAAAACAAACCCGACAAUUCCGAAAAACCAACAGUCCCCGAAUCUGAACCCGGAUCCUCCGACUCCGACUUGGAAACGGAAACCCUUUCCGAGCUCUUGGAACACUACACCAGAGACCAGCUCAUCAAUCUCAUCUCCGCGGUCGCACUCGAAAACUCCUCGUUCCUCUCUUUUGUCCGCCGCUACGCCGGUAGCGACGCCGCUAAUCGAAAACUUUUCGUCCAUAACCUUGCGUGGGAGACCACACGUGAGUCCCUUGCGUCGGCCUUCGAACCGUUCGGUGAGAUCGAGGAUUGCAACGUCAUCGUCGAUAAAGCCACCGGCAAAUGCAAAGGUUACGGGUUCGUUCUCUUCAAGGAACGAAAAUCGGCUUCCAAGGCGUUGAAAGAGCCGAAAAAGAAAAUCAAUUACCGAAUAACGUCAUGCCAGUUGGCAUCCGUGGGCCCCAUCUCGGCUGCAAAGGAUUCAGACCAGACCCACCAUAAAAACGCGGCCGAUGUGAAGAACAAAAACGUGGCGGAGCCAGCUGUACUUUUUCCGCCACACCCGCAGCAGCAGCAGCAGCCGCAGGCGUUGGUGGCGACGCAGAAUUUCCCAUUGUUGGGCCAUAGUAAUCCAAUUUAUGGGAGCUUAUUAGGGAGCCAAAUUAGUCCGGUGACGCCGCUGGGGGCUACGAGCAAGAUGGCGGUUACCGCUGUGCCGUCGGCGGUGACGAGCCACGUGGGUGUGGUGGGAGGAGCGUUUGGGAGGGAAAAUUCGUCAUUGCUAGGUCAGUACGGGGCAGGUCAAGGGCUACAAUAUUUAUAUCCAAAUACGCAAAUUGAGCAGCAGCCAGGGGCAAGGAGAGGUCAGGCCAAAACUACGACCGGGGCUUUUUCUGGGUAUCCCUCAUACAUUUGAUGAUUUGCAGCUGAGUUUCAAGAUGUUCAUGCACUUUUGGGAAAUGUUUCAUGGUCAUUUGCUAUGGAAAAAUUUGAAGUUUGACAAUGUUUCUUAUGGUUUAGAUUUUCAAACUUUGCUGAGCUCAAAUAGAACUUGGUGGACCAGGACCAUUGCUCUUCUUAUCUUCUUCUUCUUUGUUUUUUUUUCAACUUCUUCUUCUUCUUUAUUUCUCUCUUAAACAUCCAAGUUUGUAAACAAUGGCAACUCUCAGAUUUCCUUUGUUAAAUUUUAAUUUCUUCAUUCUCUGGCAUUA
Theobroma cacao (cacao) is the source of this 1388-nucleotide messenger RNA. Its product is annotated as UBP1-associated proteins 1A-like. The record is from RefSeq and is a predicted model, not a curated record. Gene Ontology annotation, molecular function: RNA binding. Lineage: Eukaryota; Viridiplantae; Streptophyta; Magnoliopsida; Malvales; Malvaceae. Gene Ontology annotation, cellular component: nucleus.